Messenger RNA from Sclerotinia borealis F-4128, 2982 nucleotides. NCBI's taxonomy places the organism in Eukaryota, Fungi, Ascomycota, Leotiomycetes, Helotiales, Sclerotiniaceae. The record is from the annotation of a GenBank genome assembly.
AUGAACCGCGGAGCCAGAACAUUAAAGGACCCGAGUCCAAGUACAUUUGCGCGAAUCAUCAUCGGUACUCUUGACAUAGCUGUAACUGAACAAGCAAAGAUAGGAAAACAACCCCGCUUACGAUACCUGCUUAGAGUUCCGAAAGACUUAGCGGUUCAGGAUUCCGCCCCUCUCGACCGCCGGAUGGCUGACGUACGGGAUGCGGAAAAUGUGUAUGGAGAUGGAGGGUCGUCUUCAUUGACGGAUGUCAAAAUCAACCCGGAUCAUGAGAGUAAUGUGAUGAUUGAUAGGGAUAGUCCAGUACCUAGGAAAAAGUCGAGGAGCGGUAGAGAUGCUGCUGCAAAAACCAGAAGGUGCGUUUCUACCGCGUGCGUGGCGUGUAGAAAACGCAAAUCUAAAUGCGAUGGGAAUAUACCAAGUUGCGCAGCUUGCUCAAGUGUAUAUGGGACUGAAUGUGUAUACGAUCCCUUGUCGGACCAUAGAAGGAAAGGUGUAUACAAAGAAAAGAUCGAUAGUCUCAAGACACGAAGUUCCACUUUACAAACAUUGAUACAAGCGAUAUUGAAUGCCGCCGAAGAUGAUGUACCAAACCUUGUACGACAGAUCCGGACGUGUGAAAGCUUGGAUGAUGUAGCGGAUAAUAUUUUGAAUCAAGCGCAAGGACUCGAAGAUGAUGAUAUGGAGGAUAACAUGGCAUAUACCAAAACUAAUUUACCGACUUUUGAGACUCAGUUAUCGGGGAAGAUGGGUGAAUUGAGGUUGGAAAACGGUUCGGUGAGAUUUUUGGGUGGCACCUCCAAUCUUAUAUAUCUCCCCCCGACGGAUGUAGAUGAUGGGGAUGCGUUAGAAACGACUCAACAACAGGACGAGCCUCUUUUGAGCUGGACGACAGUUACUCAAGACACAGAGGUUAUCGUUCAUUUGAUAAACAUGUAUUUCACAUGGCAUUAUCCAUAUUUCACGACCCUAUCGAAGACGCUUUUUUAUCAAGACUUUUUACUUGGAAAACCUCCAGGUAAUCCGAAAAGGACCAUGUACUGCUCAUCGUUAUUGGUUAGUACGAUUUAUGCUCCUAUUCCUAUCAUGUUCUCACUAUUUCAGGUCAAUGCUAUGCUGGCUUUGGGGUGUCAUUUUACGAAUUCUCCUAAAGCUUGUGCUGAUCCAACUGAUCCCACCACUAAAGGUGAUGCGUUCUUUGCGGAAGCCAAACGAUUGAUUGUUGAAAAUGACGAGUACGAAAAGCCGAAGUUGACUACGAUACAAGCACUUUGCCUGAUGUCAGUUCGUGAAGCUGGCGCAGGACGUGAAGGAAAAGGUUGGGUUUAUUCUGGUAUGGCAUUUCGAAUGGCUCAAGAUAUGGGUCUUAAUCUGGACUCCGGGAUCAACAAAAACAACUCGGACAAUCCAAAGGACUGUCUCAUAGAUGAAAAGGAGAUCGAUGUUCGUUUAGUCACGUUCUGGGGCUGUUUUCUAUUCGAUAAGUGUUGGUCGAAUUAUCUAGGUCGAUUGCCACAACUGCCAGUAUCUAACAUCACGGUACCCAAGUAUGAUGUAUUUCUGGACGAAGACUCCAGUAUUUGGUCACCCUAUACAGAUAAUGGAAUAGGUCAAUUACAUUCUCAGCCAUCAAGGACAAGAGCUGUAGCUUUACAGAUUUCGAGUCUUUGUGAGAUUAGUAGUGAUCUUCUUACCUUUUUCUACCAUCCACAACACGUGGAAAGGGGUGUUGGAAGAUCUCAGGAGCUAAAAAAGCUUAGCGAGUUACAAACAAGACUCGAGGCUUGGAGGAGAGAUUUACCCAAGGAAUUUGAACCAAAGGAAGGACAAUUACCUAAUGUCCUCCUCAUGCACAUGUUCUUUCAUCUUUUAUAUAUCCACCUAUUCCGGCCAUUCCUCAAAUACAAUCCAAGCACAUCGCCCUUACCGACACACGUAUCCCCUCGAAAACUUUGCACACAAGCUGCUGGUUCAAUAUCCAAGCUAAUGCGUCUGUACAAACGUAUAUAUGGACUUCGACAAAUUUGCAAUAUCGCAGUUUAUAUUGUUCACUCUGCUUGUACAAUUCACCUACUGAGUCUUCCCGAAAAGACCUCGAAGAGAGAUAUAAUUCACGGAGUCAAGCAUCUCGAAGAAAUAGCCGAGGAUUGGCUCUGCGCUCGUCGAACUUUAAGUAUACUCAGCGUACUGGCUCGGAAGUGGAAUAUCGAUCUUCCCCCCGAAGCCUCCGCUGUAUUCUCUCGGACGGAUAGCAGAUUCGGUACUUUCAGCACCGCAGAUCUGCCAUCGCCAAAAGCAGAACUAAUAGUGACUACACCAUCAUCAACAUCGUCACCCAUCAAUUUUCAGGCAGUUCCUCAUUCUCAACCACUCAUAAGAGGCCAAAGCCAGUUACAACAGAGUCUAUAUAGCUAUCCUAUCGACACGAAAUCUCCACUUACAAAUAGCUUGAUGCACGAUAUGUCACCGCAGUCUUCACUAAAUGGGCCACAACCCGAUCAUUCAGAUCCUAUUACAUACCCUAUUAACGCCAGCGGAAUAACAACAUCGAAUCCCCUUCACAUGUCACCCGUCUCUGCAUAUCCAAUGUAUGCCAACCCAGCUCAAUCCUUCAGUCCCAGUAUCACAAACGCUCCUAACACGAGCAGCAAUAGCCCCCUGGUUAGUGUAAACAGACAAGUUAGUCCGAGCACGUUGUUUGGGGGCGUGGAGCAGUUGGUACAGAGCCAGGAUUGGUGGUUGAGGGAUCAAGCGAAUUUGGUGAUGGGCUUUGGAAAUUGGAUCGGUGGCGGUUACAAUGUUGGUGGUCAUGGGCAUGGACAUAGUCAUAGCCAUAGUCUGAGUGGUGAUUUGGGUGCUGGGUCGGGAGAUCCGUUUUAUCACAAUUCAAAUUCAAACCCAAAUGCUGGGAAUGGCAACGAUAAUGGUAAUGAGGGUGCAGGGGGUACUAAUAGUGGAUUUGGGGACGAUGGGUGGUUUUCGUGA